UCGGCCACUCUGUCAUCCUUUUCUUGUGAUACUUGUUUUGGAUCAUCGCAAAUCUCCAUUCCUCUACACAUCAUUCCUCCACAUACCCUUCAACGUCCACGAGAAACCCUAGUUCACCAUCUUCUUCCUAGUUGCUCUAAUUUAUCGGGCGCUGAGCACAGAGAUACCCAACUUGGCUGCACAUCAUGGUCUUCCAUCUCCGGCGCUUCACCUCGCGGCGGGUUCUGCUCUUCAUAUCAGCUGGCUUCCUCUUCUUCGUUUUCAUAUUUAGCUUAACACCAAUCACAGCGCCACUUCCGCCAUAUACCGGACCUCAUGAGGUCGGAAUUCUAGAUGUUGAAACCGAAGUUCAGAAUCAAGUCAUCCAUGACGCGAUAUUGAAGGACACAGGGGGGAAACCCUUCGAGUUAUCUACCCUUGCUAUCACAUUAUACUAUCCUUCCUCAUUAUCCGCGGCUCCGCCAAGCUCACGACCGUGGGCUCGUCCAUGGCUCCCACAACCCGUCUCACUGAUCGGAGAGGGAUAUGCUCGGCUUGCAGGUGUCUCAUAUUUGAGUUCCGUAUUCACCUUCGCCCUUUGGCUCCUUGGUUCGAGUACCGUGAUACCAGGUGUCGUUGACGCGCCCAUCCUUUCAGGUGCCGAGAAGGUCCUGGUAGACGAAAGCGGCGGCGCUGCUGGGUUUAACAAGAUCCUGAGCGCAGCUGAGCAAGAACAUCAAGAGCUGAAAAGAGAUGCAGACUUUGGAACUCUACCAUGCGUUGUUUUCACCCAUGGCAUGGCUGGAAUGAGCCAGAGUUAUUCGCACUAUCUCGGGAGUAUUGCAAGUCAUGGGUACGUGGUUGCUGCGGUUGAGCACAGAGAUGGAAGCGGACCAGGCACUAUUAUUCAUCAUCCUAAUGGAACGGAAAAGGAAGUCUGGCACCUGAAACUGAAAGAUCUUGAGUCCAACCCGCCGAUGACCGACCUCGACCUCAAAGCUGCCCAACUCGCUUUCCGCCAAAUUGAGAUUCAGGAAACAAUCAAGUUGUUUGCACAGCUCAACGCUGGUGACCCGCCAUUUGUCAAUCUUAAGCCCGACUCACCCCGCGAAUCCCUCCCUGGAUUUAACCACCGCCUCAAUCUUUCCUCUGUCACAGUCGCGGGCCACUCCUAUGGCGCAACUGGCGUUCUGCAGGCUCUCAAAGCUGCUGGAACCAAGGAGAUGCCAAUCAACGGUGGCAUUGCACUAGAUCCAGGCAAGGGCUCUGGACCGUUAAACAAGGACAUUGAUGUCCCGAUUAUGGUUAUGCAAAGCGGGGAGUGGACAGAGCAACAGACCGAGUUUUACGGACAGGGGUGGCAUUUUGACGUCGUAAGAAAGAUUGUGGAGAGCGUGAAGGAAGGAUGGUUCACAACAUUGACUGGCACUGCCCACCCUUCAUGCACCGACGCGCCCCUGAUUGUUCCCUGGAUCAUGAAACUAGUUACUGGAACCACGCUGGACUCGAGAGUUGCUCUACGGGAGUACAUUGAUACUUCAGUUCGAUUUCUAGAGUAUCUGCAGACCGGAGAGAAGAAGGGUGUCUUAGGGAGCGAUGUGACGAGUGCCUCGGGACCACUUGGAGACGAAGAGAAGCGUACGAAGGUAAAGGGUUUCUAUGGUGCUGAUUGGGAGGUUCAUGCGGUGCCUCAGUAGGGAUCAAUCCGCAAAGAAACUAAACUAGAAAGCGGUAAUACUUAAUAAGACACUUAAGAUGGCAGAUUACAC
Molecule: messenger RNA, 1748 nt
Organism: Cucurbitaria berberidis CBS 394.84
Lineage: Eukaryota; Fungi; Ascomycota; Dothideomycetes; Pleosporales; Cucurbitariaceae
Exons: 2
Coding region: 186-1676 (496 amino acids)
Molecular function (GO): 1-alkyl-2-acetylglycerophosphocholine esterase activity
Source: RefSeq, a predicted model, not a curated record